Rubroshorea leprosula is the source of this 788-nucleotide messenger RNA. NCBI's taxonomy places the organism in Eukaryota, Viridiplantae, Streptophyta, Magnoliopsida, Malvales, Dipterocarpaceae. The record is from the annotation of a GenBank genome assembly.
AAUUGGGUUUCGACGAGUUGGGUAGCUGGGUUCGUCGAGCACUGCUUUCUGUGCUGCAUCUCACUUCAAAACUUCUGCGCAGAAAUUCCUCCAAACCCUCCGAAAUCUCCCAGCUGUCGCUGAUUACCUCCUUCGCAAAACACGAACAUGAAAUCCACUCCGAUCCGAUUGGAUCCCGUCCGUCUCGAUCAUUUCAUCCAAUCUAAUGUUUCUCACUUGCUGAAAUCAGAUCUCCUUGCUGUUCUCGCUUGCUAGUCCUGGUCGCACGAACCCAGCCUUGUUGGUCUUGGUUGCGCGAAUCCGGCCCUACUGUCUGAAAAAAUUAACAGAUUCAAAAAAUCAUGUCGUAUUCCGUCGCGGUAUCAAGCUCCCCGGUCUUCUCUCCUUCCUCGUCUUUCUUCUGUAACAAAACCUCAAUACUUUCUCCGUUAGCGGAGGCUCUUAAUUUGACUUUAACCCACCUCAAACCCACAUAUUCUCCUUCUUCUCUGUCUCUGUCAUCUUCGCCUUCAUCGCCGUUUUGUAUAAGGAUUCAAAAAACGUCAUUUGGGUCACUUCUCUCAUCCUCAUCUCCGUCUUCUUUGGGUUCCAGUGCGGGUUUUGGUCCCGGGUCGGUUUUGAAGAGGAAGAGGCCGGCUAGACUGGAUAAACCGGUGGCGACUGUGCUGGCCUUUGCGACUUCGUUGAUGGAGAGCCAGGAGAGAUGGAGAGUGAAGGUGAUGGGUAUUCUGUUUAUUGUAAAAGAGGGAGGAGAGAAGCUAUGAGGGUAAUAAUGUAAUUUUAUGUUU